This is a messenger RNA of Vicia villosa (hairy vetch), 1522 nucleotides long. RefSeq names its product putative clathrin assembly protein At4g40080. The transcript has a single exon. Gene Ontology annotation, molecular function: 1-phosphatidylinositol binding; SNARE binding; phosphatidylinositol-4,5-bisphosphate binding. The record is from RefSeq and is a predicted model, not a curated record. NCBI's taxonomy places the organism in Eukaryota, Viridiplantae, Streptophyta, Magnoliopsida, Fabales, Fabaceae. The coding region runs from base 45 to 1088 and encodes 347 amino acids. Gene Ontology annotation, biological process: clathrin-dependent endocytosis; vesicle budding from membrane; clathrin coat assembly. Gene Ontology annotation, cellular component: clathrin-coated vesicle; clathrin-coated pit.
AGCCUUUAAAUUCUCCAAAAACACUCUUCUUCUUCAUUCCCGCUAUGGCCCAACAAAAGAAAAGGCUCAAAACUCUCACAAACAUUCUCAAAGACAAAGCUUCAGUAAUCAUCGCAUCCCUCUCCGUCAAACGCCACGUGUCCUCCGUCCAUAUCAACAUCCUCCGCGCCACCUCCCACACCCUCUCCUCCCCACCCUCCGAGUCACAAAUCGCCGCCGUCCUCUCCAUCGGCAACACCUCCUACACUCUCCCUCGCGCCUGCAUCAUCUCCCUUAUGGACCGCCUCCACGGCACCAAAAACGCUACGGUCGCAAUGAAAUGUCUCUUCACUCUCCAUAACAUAAUCCUCAAAGGACCUUUUACGCUGAAAGAUCAAUUCUCUUGUUACCCUUCUUACGGCGGUCGGAAUUUUCUUAACCUCUCGACUUUCCGUGAUGACUCGGAUUUUGAAUCGGUGCAGUUGAGUUCUUGGGUUCGUUGGUAUAGUGCUGUUCUUGAACAGUUUUUGACCAUUUCAAGAAUAUUAGGUUAUUACAUGAAUUCGGUAAAGAAUGAUUUGGAUUCGGUUUCGGUUAUGAUGAUGAAGUUGACGAAUGCUGAUUUGUUGUAUAAGCUUGAAGGUUUGAUUGUUUUUGUUGAGAAAAUUUGCGAUUUUCCGGAAUCGUUGGAUCUUCAGAGGAAUGAACUGGUUUAUGAGAUAGUGAGAAUGGUGGGAGAAGAUUAUAGAAACGUGCAGGGUGAGAUAUUGUUGAGAUUGGAGGAGAUUGGGAAGAGGAUAGAGAGAGUUGAGGAUGUGGGUGAGUUGAACGAGUUGGUGAGUUAUUUGAGGAGAUUGGAGGAGAGUAGAGAGAAACUGGUGGUUUUGUUUGUGAAUAGAAGGAAGAAUAAUAGGUUUUGGGAAAUGGUUAGAGAGAUGAAGAUGAGAGGGUUGGAGAAGAAGGAGGAGAUUGAAGGGAAGUGGCUUACGGUGGUGGGGAAGAGAAACACGGUGGCGGCGCCGGCUGAGUUGACUCGGUGUACGAACCCGUUUCUUGAACCGGGACAAUAUUUUCCGGUCCCACAGUUGAGUUUUGCAACGGUAAGAUGACAUACGGCAACGUCGUUUUACUUUUCUGUCUGUAAGAAUUUUUCUUUUUUGGCUUUUGUAAUUUUUUUAUAAUUUUUUUUUCUUCAUUUUUCUUUUGGAAUAAGCACUUUUUUGUGGGAGGUGUGAAGAACUUUUUGGAGUGGGGUUUUCUAUGCUGUUGUGUGAAUAAUUAAAGUGGAAAAUUAGACAGAUAGAUUAUAAUUUCAUCAUGUACAUUAAAAUAAAUUAGGAUUUUGUUGGCAAAUUCAAAAAGAGAGGAUUUGACUUUUCCAUAAGACUUUUAUAGAAAUCGAUUAUAUCCGUGUGAUUUGUAUAUUACUUACUAUCUUUGUAUAAUAUUGAUUGGAAUAAAUAAUGUACUGCCAUUAUUAAAUGAAUUAAAAAAGAAAAUAUUUUUUUAUUGCAGUGAUCAUAAGGAAUAUGUUGAAUAAAAA